CGGACAGGACGGGCUCCCCGGAGGGCGCCGGCGAGGGUGCCUGCCGGGGGCGGAGCCGCAGCGGAGCGGCCCGUCCCUUUCCGCGCAGCCGCAGGCCCCGCCCCGUCGCCGCCGCCGACCGACUGCAGGCGGAGGGAGAGCCGCUUCCGUCAGCCUCCGACGAGGGCCGGCCGUGGGCCCGAGAUGGCGGGUGUCCACCGCGAGCUGCAGGAGUACCUGGCGCAGGGGAGAGCCGGCGGGGCGGCCGCCGAGCCGCUGCUCGCCGCGGGAACAGCGGAGGAACCCGCGGCGGGGGCGUGGCGGGGCCCCGCGGGCCUGCGCUGGGCGUGGGCGCGGAGCCCGGAGGAGCCGGAGGCGGGCCCGGCGUGCCUGCCGAGCGUAACGCGCGCGCAGCGGCUGGCGGCGGCCGGCGCGUGCCUGCUGCUGGCCGCGCUCUGCUUCGGCCUGGCCGCGCUCUACGCGCCCGCGCUGCUGCUGCGCGCCCGCAAGUUCGCGCUGCUCUGGUCGCUGGGCUCGGCGCUGGCGCUGGCGGGAGGCGCGCUCCUGCGGGGCGGCGCGGCGUGCGGGCGUCUGCUGCGCGGCGAGGAGGUGCCGUCGCGGCCCGCGCUGCUCUACGGGGCGGCGCUGGGCGUCACGCUGUACGCGGCGCUGGGCUUACGCAGUUCGUGGCUCACGGCGCUGGGCGCCGGCGCGCAGGUGGCCGCGCUGCUGGCCGCGCUGCUGGCGCUGCUCCCGCGAGGCGCCGGCCCCGCGCUCCGCCUGGCGCUCGGGCGGUGGGGCCCGGGCGCCCGCCUCGCCCAGGCGCUGCCCGUGUAGGAGCCGGCGUCGCCGUCGGAGAGCGGGCCGCCCGCCCGCCCGCCAGGCUGUGGGCUGGCCGCGCUGAGACGGCCGCCAGCGGGUCGGGAGGACCCUCCGCCGCUGCCCGCCGCGGGCUGGUGCCCGCGAACAGGACGUGGAGCCGAGCGGACGCGCCGGAGACGCCUGCGAACCGCCUUUGCGCCGAGCGCGGUCCUGCGGCCUCGGCGGGGAAACGCCCCCAGGCCCCGCCGGCCUCGGAACCGGUGGCGGAUGCCGUGUAGCUGCCAUAGCUUGACCCUCAUUCUUCAGUGUGAGCGGAUCCAUGAAGGGAUGUUUGAACAGUAAACUCAGCCACCGAACACUUUUAAGUACUUACGAGGGUUCACGCCGUCGUUUGUUUUUCUUUUAUUGAAGUUGUGAAUGUGCUUUAUGAGGUUUGAGGAAAGCCAUGGACCUAACGAUCUGUGCUGCUGCCCGGCCGGCGCGCGCGGUGGCGGCGCCAGGAGGCCACGGUUUGGUCGGGAGACGCUUUAGACGCUGAUCGGAGCGUCCCUGGCGGCUGCGCCCUGCCGGGGAGUCGGCCCUA
This is a messenger RNA of Myotis daubentonii (Daubenton's bat), 1384 nucleotides long. It is a transcript of the gene SFT2D3, whose product is annotated as SFT2 domain containing 3. Gene Ontology annotation, cellular component: membrane. The record is from RefSeq and is a predicted model, not a curated record. NCBI's taxonomy places the organism in Eukaryota, Metazoa, Chordata, Mammalia, Chiroptera, Vespertilionidae. Gene Ontology annotation, biological process: vesicle-mediated transport.